Hydractinia symbiolongicarpus is the source of this 3048-nucleotide messenger RNA. Its product is annotated as E3 ubiquitin-protein ligase TRAF7-like. The transcript is spliced from 27 exons. The coding region runs from base 180 to 2459 and encodes 759 amino acids. Gene Ontology annotation, molecular function: protein binding; zinc ion binding. Gene Ontology annotation, cellular component: nucleolus. Gene Ontology annotation, biological process: ribosomal large subunit assembly; Notch signaling pathway. The record is from RefSeq and is a predicted model, not a curated record. NCBI's taxonomy places the organism in Eukaryota, Metazoa, Cnidaria, Hydrozoa, Anthoathecata, Hydractiniidae.
AGCAGUUCUCAACAAAGAGAUAUGUUUGUUAAGCAACGAAGAUCAUCUGUAACCACUUGAUGAACAAAUCAGAAACAUACAUUAUUGCUGAAUGUGAAUGUGUUCUUGUGGAGUAACAUAUCAUACUUUCUAAUUUGUGAGUGUUGAAAUGUUAAUGAUAAAAUACCAAAACCAACUGCAUGGCAUCAAACGAAAAUCACUUAUCUGUAAUUCACUAUGACUCUGAUAGUGGAGCUGAUUCAGAUGUACCAGGAACACUGAUGCAACAUAGAAAAAUGAAUAAUGAUCAUGCUAGGUCUUUAGCUCAUAGAUUGGGACAUGCCCCGUUGGCAAGACAGGAAAGAGACCAAAGCUACAGACAAGAUCUGAAAUCUCAGAGUAAAUUUACAACAACUUUUGAUGCCACUGACAGUGCUUCAGUUACUACAACCAUACAAGGUAGCCAUGCAUCUUCUAGCAAAGAAACAUUUCAGCAAAAUAGAAUAAAUUAUGCAGCCAGUACAACAAACGAAAGAUUGCCAAGUUUUUCAAGUAGUUCAAAUGAUGUCUCCUAUCACUCGAAUUAUCCUAUAUUAAGUAAUGGCGCUACCAGUGAAUUAACGCCAUAUGCAACAACAAGAGGUGCUAAUCCAGAUUUCCCAGCUAGUAGAACCGGUUACUCAGUGAUGACCAGUGGGACAGAAAGCAAGCCGGCUUCAUCAACCUCGUACCCUUCUCAACAACACAAACGUUCAAAGUCUGACAGUGGUGCUGAGAUUUUAAGACAAGCUAAUGUGUAUAAAGUGGAAACACCAUUUAACGAUGAAGAGUAUUGCAUGGUAUUUUGUGAAGAAGUAUCAAGAAAACUUUUAUGUAUGUUAUGUAAUAAAGUAUUUAAAGAUCCAGUGAUAGCCAGUUGUGGUCACACAUUCUGUCAUAAAUGCAUUGUUGGAAAUGCCGCUACUACUUGUCCCACGGAUGGUACACAACUGAUUGUUGUGGUAGCGAAUCUUGCGGUUAGCGAGCAAAUCGGUGAACUUUACAUACAUUGUAAAUAUGGUUGUACACCUUCUUCAAGUGGAGUACCUGGUGCAUAUGAAAUCAAUCCUAAUGGCUGUCCAGUCACUCUUAAGAUUAGCUCAAGGAAGGAACAUGAAGCCACAUGUCAAUAUGCACCUGUACAAUGUCCCAACAGUUCUUUAUGUCCCUCGUUAGUUGAAAUGGAACUUCAAGCUCAUUUACAACAGUGCCAGCAUGCGCGUUGUCCACAUGCUAAAUUCAAUUGCAAGUUUGAAGGAACGUCAGAAGAGUUAGCAGAACAUUUAAGAGAAUGUCGUUUUGAAGGCGUAAAGGACUUUUUAAACCAUACUGAGAAACAGAUGGAGGAGCUAAGAUCUGUUAUUGUAAAAAAAGAUCAGGAAUUCGACUACAUGAGAGGAAUGUUCUCACAACUUACUGAAAGACUUGAACGUUUAGAAAAAGCUGUGGAGGUCAGAAUAGAUCUUCUUGAUGAAAAUUUGACGAAGCUUUCUUCUGAUUUCACUGAAACAAGAAGAUGUCUUGGUCACAUCGAGAAAGAAAUAUCGAGCAUGGAUUCAAGACAGUUCAAUCUGGGUGCAUUUGAUGUGCAGUCGGUUUUGAAAUGCAAGGGCACAUUUGUUGGACACCAAGGACCUGUUUGGUCUUUGUGUGUUUAUUCGUCGCUGUUAUUUAGCGGUUCCUCAGAUAAUUCGAUCAAGGUUUGGGACACACGAUCAAACUACAAGUGUAUAAAUACUUUCGCUGAACAUUCAGGAAUGAUUCUCGCCCUGUGUGCUUAUAGGGGGAAACUUUACAGUGGUUCUGCCGACUGCACAAUAAGCGUUUUUGACAUUGAAACACAAAAAAUGAUUCAGAAUUUCACUGCGGACGACAAUCCGAUAUGCACGUUGGCAGUGGGUAACGGAAUGUUGUUUAGUGGCUCGUUGAAAUCCAUUAAGGUGUGGGAAUUAGACAGUUUGAAAAUGUUGCGUGUACUCGGUGGAAUGAACCACUGGAUUCGAGCGUUGUUGACAACAGAAAAUUACUUGUACUGCGGAUCAUACCAAACUAUCAAAAUUUAUGACCUGAAAACAUUGGAGCAACUUCGUGUCAUCCAAACACAAGGAGGGAGUGUGUACUCCUUGGUUGUUUCUCGAGAGUAUAUUGUGUGUGGCACUUAUGAAAACAGCAUACAUGUAUGGGAUGUUAAAACAUAUAAAACCGUGGCCAAACUUACUGGUCAUUGUGGUACUGUGUAUGAUUUGGUGUUAAUGACGUUGGUGGAUACGAAUCGAGUAAUCAGCGCAUCUUACGACGGCUCGCUACGCGUGUGGAGUUUAGACAACAUGCAAUGUGUACAGACCUUGUUUCGUCAUCAAGGAAGCGUGACGUCGCUUGCUGUGAGUCGUGGACGAUUAUUCUCGGGUUCUGUUGACAGCACAGUAAAGGUAUGGUCAUGAUGAGAUUACGCUGAAGGAUAUUUUUUGUUAAGUAUUUGUUUUAGCAUGUUCAAACCAUGUCUUAUCAAACAGCAUUCAAAGUGGACGUAAGCAGGUCGAACCCUUGCUUAUGAUUCACGAUAGCUGACAUAUUUAUAGAAAUAAAAAUGUUUACAGUGUAUAUAGAGAUGCUCAAGUAAUGCAACUUCGAUGGAACAAUCGUUUUCGUAUGAACUUCCUCCUAAUGAACGUCGCGUUUAAAAAACCCACCAGUUACAAAGGCAGAAUUUUAUGGAUAUUUAUUGAAAAUAAAGUCGGUAAAAGUGACUUAAUUUUAGCCUGACGACUAAUUUUGUGCAAGUGACUAAUAUUUUUAGUACCGACUUUUUUGGCGCCCUUUUUUAUUAGCCGGUGAGUGGGUUUAUCCGGCAAUUUUUUGUUCUUUCGAAAUAACGUCAUUUUAAAAUACAUUACUUUUUGACAAAGUUUUAACUGAGCAUCAUUUAUUUUUUAGUUAUAUUUUUUGUAUAUAUUAACCUCAUAUGCUUCAUAAAAUUUUGACGAUUGUCAAUAUAUUAUUUAUAAAGAAAAACUCAUUAUCGUUUAAGAU